Messenger RNA from Syngnathus acus (greater pipefish), 2641 nucleotides. RefSeq lists its product as uncharacterized. Gene Ontology annotation, cellular component: transcription elongation factor complex; membrane. Gene Ontology annotation, molecular function: cis-regulatory region sequence-specific DNA binding. The transcript has 9 exons. Gene Ontology annotation, biological process: positive regulation of transcription elongation by RNA polymerase II; snRNA transcription by RNA polymerase II. Bases 224 to 1837 code for a protein of 537 amino acids. The record is from RefSeq and is a predicted model, not a curated record. NCBI's taxonomy places the organism in Eukaryota, Metazoa, Chordata, Actinopteri, Syngnathiformes, Syngnathidae.
UUUUGCUGAGACACCAGCAGAGUGGUGGCGGCUCCCCACUGGCUGCAGCAAGAAGAAAGCACACUCUUCUUUUCUUCGGUGUGUUUCCUGCGGCUGAAUCAUGAGAGAAGAACUUACAGAGGUCACUGUGUGUGGUGGGGAAUGAGACUACAAGUGUCAAGUUAAACUGGAGGGUCCAAAGUUGAAAGUUCAGAUGAAAUUUUCGUAAUUGUGGUACUAAACCAUGUACGAACCUCGGCGCUAUGACAGCCCGGCUCCGCACAGCCCGCCCUACAGCACCACCUCCCUCAGUUUCCAUCCCACAAGAAGCGUGCUCUCCCCUCAGAGCCAAUAUGUCGGCUACGCCUUCAAAUCCCCUGCGGACGAGCCCUACAUGGAGGAGACCCCUCAAGACUUCCACCGAUGGUUUUCACCUCCUGGUUUCGUCAAAACUUUCCACGGAGCCACAGUGCUCAUGUCUUUCCUCAUCUUCGCCUGCGUGGCGUCAACGUUGGUGUGGGACAUGAAUGGGUUUGGGUACACUCUUGGUGGUGCUGGGAGUGUUCCAGGGGCGGGGCAGGGGUACUACGGCGGUAGCUAUGGUUACAGUAGCUCCUACAUGACCCCGCAGUCUGCAAAAGCCGCAAUGAUCUCCAUGGCUGCCAUCGACUUCCUGGUGUCACUGGGGUUUCUGGUGGGGGGUUUCUCCCGUUCCAGGGCCAUGAGAGGCUCCAGCUUCUAUCUCACUGUGUUCAUUUGCGACACCAUCUUAGCUGUUCUUCAGGGCAUCAUUGAUAUCAUUUUUGUGAUUGGGGUCAACCCGAUGUCUCAGAGCUCACAGAGCAUGCUGUACAAUCCAAUCCUGAUGAUGUGCCAGAACAUUCCAGACAGGCCCAGCAUUAGUGGAAGUAUAGGAGCUGGCUUUCCUGGCGGCUUUCCCAUGUACAAUCAGUACCUGUACCACUACUGCUUCAUGGACCCGGAGGAGGCGGUAGCAUUAGCAUUGGGUCUGAUGGUGGUGUUGGGCCUGUCACUAGCUGCUUUCUACUCCUGGAAGACCCGCAGUAAAAUUUGGCGCCAUGGCAAAGCUAACAUCUACUGGGACAAGCCACUGGUCAGGCAGACAGAGGGGCAGAAUGUACAAGAUUGGGUAAACCGUGUUGGAGAAGGAAGGAGCACCCAGCAGGCACCAACAAUUGUUAUGUCAGAGAAAGCAGCUUCUGACUUUCGUGGGGGAAACAGCGCAACGUCGCACCGCCACGAUACAGGCCUCAUUUACGGUGAUGGAAAUUUGAACAGCAACAGUUUCUGUGAGAAUAGCAACAAACAUCAAGAGGCCGAGCAUCCAAACCAGAACAGCAGGUUCGUAGUGUGCAACAGCUCCUCUGGUAAUGGCGGCAGGAAACUCGCCUCAAGGAACCAGAGGAACCACGAGGAUCAUGCUGCAAGUGAGAUGGCUGACUUCCAAAAUGAAACAGCUUACACCACUGGAGGAGACACUGCUAAUGAGCUGGAACAAGACCAAGAACAAUACCUCUUCAGACUGUACCCCGAAAUCCUCUCUGACCAGCAGCGCCAACAAUCCAGGCGAGAUUUUGACUCGUCGCUGGGUCGUUAUAAGAGCCUGUGUAAAGAAAUGGAUCACAUCUGUGACCAGAUUCACGAGCUCAGUCGAGAACUGGACUCUCUGGACAAGGACUCCAGCAAGUAUCAGGGCGUGCUUGAUGAAUAUAACAGACUAAAAGAUUUAAAAAGGGCACCAGAUUAUCAAGCAAAGAAAAAGGAGAGCAAGGAACUUCGACAAAAACUGUUCCACAUCAAACUCCUGGUAAAAAACUUUGACCAAGGCCUUUGCUAGUGCAUGUCUAUCAGUUUAACGUUGAAGAAGGACACAAUCAGCUUUUGACUGCGCACGUUUAUAUUGACAAAAUGCAUAAAACAUGUUGGUCACUUUGUUUACAACCAUGUUGCACUAAUGUUAGCUAGUGAACUUUGCUCUGAAAAUCUAAAAUAAAACAUAGUCCUUUGUGAAAGACAAUCACUUACGGUGAAUAUAAAAAGUCUACACACCCCUGGGCAAAUUCCAGGAUUUGGUGAGCUACAAAGGUGAGAUGUAGAUAAAUAAUUUCCUUUUCUCCACUGUUAUGACCUUAUACUUUUCAAAAGGGCAAGUAUAAAUAAGCAACUGGAACAAUGUGGUUGCAUAAGUGUGCACACCCUCCCAUAAUUGGGAUGUGGCUUUCGUAAUGGGGCUUUAGUCAAGGCAAUUAGAAAUAGUUCAGAAUAGCAAGCAAUGUUUGGGCAAAAUGUUCAGACUUUUGCUGCAAAGUGUAGAAAGAAAUGUCAGGAAAAGCCUACUUGAACAGCUAAACUUGAUUUGGGCUUAUCAAAUGCACUUGUUGGUAUGUGUGUACUGACUCGCAUUCGAAUGUUGUUUAAUUCUGAACACCCACAUCCUUGAUGAUAAGAGGGUGUGCACACUUUUGCAACCAAUUUUAAAAUAUUUCAUUUUGCAACUGUUGAAAAGAUUUUUUUCAUUCUCUCCAUUAACAAGUACUUGUUUUAAUUUUCACACCAAAAAGCUGGCAGUUGAACAGAAAUGUUUAGACUUUAAAUCCAAUGUAUGAUACAUUAGCAAUAAUGAAAUAAAACAUUCCAUAUA